This is a messenger RNA of Dioscorea cayenensis subsp. rotundata (Guinea yam), 593 nucleotides long. Its product is annotated as profilin-1-like. Gene Ontology annotation, cellular component: cell cortex. The record is from RefSeq and is a predicted model, not a curated record. NCBI's taxonomy places the organism in Eukaryota, Viridiplantae, Streptophyta, Magnoliopsida, Dioscoreales, Dioscoreaceae. The transcript is spliced from 3 exons. The coding region runs from base 39 to 434 and encodes 131 amino acids. Gene Ontology annotation, molecular function: actin monomer binding.
AACCCUAGAAAGAGAGAAGAAGAAGGAGAAGGAGAAGGAUGUCGUGGCAAACGUAUGUUGAUGAUCACUUGAUGUGCGAUGUUGAUGGCCAGAAGCUCACCUCGGCGGCGAUCCUUGGUCAGGACGGCAGCGUCUGGGCUCAGAGUUCCGCUUUCCCUCAGCUCAAGCCUGAGGAAAUCACUGGUAUUAUUAAUGACUUCAAUGAACCUGGCUUUCUGGCCCCUACUGGCUUGUUCCUCGGAUCAACAAAGUACAUGGUAAUUCAAGGAGAACCUGGAGCAGUUAUUCGUGGAAAGAAGGGAUCAGGGGGAGUUACCAUAAAGAAGACCAAUGAAGCCUUGAUCUUUGGUAUCUAUGAUGAGCCCAUGACUCCAGGCCAGUGCAACAUGGUUGUUGAGAGGCUGGGUGAUUAUCUCUAUGAUCAAGGCCUUUAAAAUUAUAAUUCAUCUUAUAGUGUGGCUUUGUUAUUCUGCAUCCUCAUUUGAGCAUGAAUUCAUUCAGUUGCUGCCAUAGUAUUUAUUUCAGACAAUAAUCUUGUGGCUGUGAGUGUUUUUGGGCUAUAUUCCAAUCAGUUUGUUCUUUGUGUGCGUUAA